AUGGCGCCGCAACCGGUUACAGUGGCGGACUACCGGGCACAGUUUCGGGCGCAGCAGGCGGCAGAGGAAAGGGUCGAGGGCGAGGCAUCUCCUGCAGUGUGUGUGGGUGGCAAGCGCCUGCCACAGGACGGUUCCAUUCGAUUGUCGGAUCUGGACAUCGAUCUGAAGGCCCCAGCCAUGUACUGCUGCCCAGAGGAGUACCUAGCGUGUUCCACGGAAGCCGAGCUCAAGCGAAAGCCACCCCCACAGUUGGGGCUCGAGAAGUAUCUGACACUAUGGAUCUUGCUGGCAGUGGCCCUCGGCAUUGCAGUGGGUCAGUUUGAAGGGGUCCGCCGUGCUUUGCACGCCCUGAAGCUGGGCAACACCAAUCUGCUGACCGCCUGUGGGAUGAUCGUCAUGCUGCUGCCGCCCUUCGCGGCCGUGAAGUACGACGAGUUCUUUGCCGCGCUGCGGCGCAUUCCGAAACGCAUCGCCGUGGGCAGCGUGGUGGUGAACUGGGCGAUUGGUCCCUUCCUGAUGCUCUUCAUAGGCCUUGCCACGCUGAACCAGCACCCAGACCUGCUGCAAGGUGUGAUCUACAUCGGCGCCGCCCGAUGUAUCGCCAUGGUCCUGGUCUGGACCGCCAUCGCGGGUGGAGAUCAGUUCCUGUGUGUCUCCCUGGUCCUGCUGAACUCUGUGAUCACCGUGGUGACCUACGCCCCCAUGGUGACCCUACUGGGCCUCGUCGCCUCCGCGCUGGAGGUGGAGAUGCGGGGUGACGUGGGCUUCUUCACGGUGCUGCAAAGUGUGUUGAUCUACCUGGGCAUUCCCUUGCUCUUGGGCAUCCUGAUGUGGUCAGUGGGUCGAUCCCGGCCCUGCUAUCGCAGCUGGUUCCUGCCACGCUUCGCACCCUGUGGGCUGCUGGCGCUGCUGUGGACGGUGGUGAUGAUGUUUGCAGAGAUGGGCAAACCAUUGCUGUCGGGACAGGUGGGCAUUAUCAGCAUCUUCUGGGUCUGCGUGCCUUUGCUCAGCUACUUUCUGCUGAUGUUCUUUGUCUCCUGGGCGAUCUCGCGCUACAUCUUGAAUGGCUCUCUGCCUGAGAGUAUCACCUUCGCCUUUACCGCGGCCAGCAACAACUUUGAGCUGGCGCUGGCGGCCUGUACAGCCAUCUUUGGCACCAGCUCCAACCAGGCGGUGGCCACCCUGCUGGGCCCGCUGCUGGAGAUCCCCGUGAUGCUGGCACUGGUGAAGGUGGCACAAUGCUUGGCGCGGGAGCCAAAAAGUGGCAGUGGCCAAAACAGAAGUGAGGAUUCGGUUUGA
Messenger RNA from Cladocopium goreaui, 1299 nucleotides. Lineage: Eukaryota; Dinophyceae; Suessiales; Symbiodiniaceae. The record is from the annotation of a GenBank genome assembly.